AUGAGCUCCAUGCAGUCAAACUCCUCUGCAAAUGUGACCUUUGUGCGUCCUGCAGCAUUUUUCAUUAAUGGCUUUUUUAAUUUGCCACAUGCAAAAUACUACUAUGUUUUCUUGUCUUUAGUGUAUUUUGUGACUGUUUUAGGGAAUACAUUUAUCAUGUGUAUCAUAUAUUUGGCCCGCAGACUUCACACAGCCAAAUACAUUGCUGUUUUCCAUCUGGCCUUUUCUGACCUGUGUGGAAGCUCGGCUUUGAUUCCAAAAGUCAUUGACACAUUUUUAUUUGAGCAUCAAGUUGUUUCAUAUGAAGCAUGUUUGGCAAAUAUGUUUUUUGUAUAUCACUUCAUGAACACGCAGUCUUUGACACUACUUGUCUUGGCUUAUGACAGACUGGUUGCUAUUUGUUUUCCUCUACGGUAUCAUGCCAUUGUAACCAAACAAGCCAUGUUUCUGAUCAUAGGGGUAAUGUGGAUUUUUUCAUUGACAUAUUUAUCUAUACUUGUAGGUUUUGUGAACACACUCUCUUUUUGUAGAUCUGUCGUGAUUAAUAGUUAUUUUUGUGACCAAGGAAUUAUGUAUAGACUAGCUUGUAAUGAUAAUUCUAUUAAUAUAUUGAUGGGAAAAAUUAGCUUUGGUCUCCUCAUGUGCACACCACUCAUACUGAUCAUCAUUUCAUAUUUCUGCAUUGCUCUGGCUUUGCUUAAUAUUGCUCAUGGUGCUGACCGGAACAAGGCCAUGAAAACCUGCACCUCACAUCUCAUAUUGGUAGCAAUUUCUUAUCUCCCAGUUUUAAGUAAUAAUAUUGCUGCUGUCACAACACCUAUCAAUCCAAACACCCGGAUAAUUAACAAUUCUUUGACCCAGACAAUACCACCAAUGCUGAAUCCCAUCAUAUACACUCUAAAGACAGAGGAGGUCAUGCAAUCCAUAAAAGAACUGUACAAGCGCAGUAGGAUGUGUGUUACUGUAGAAAUAAAUAUAAAAUGCAGUGGAAGAAUUUAA
This is a messenger RNA of Cyprinus carpio (common carp), 999 nucleotides long. RefSeq names its product olfactory receptor 1500-like. The record is from RefSeq and is a predicted model, not a curated record. Gene Ontology annotation, cellular component: membrane. Gene Ontology annotation, molecular function: G protein-coupled receptor activity; olfactory receptor activity. Gene Ontology annotation, biological process: G protein-coupled receptor signaling pathway. Lineage: Eukaryota; Metazoa; Chordata; Actinopteri; Cypriniformes; Cyprinidae.